Molecule: messenger RNA, 1891 nt
Organism: Ostrea edulis (European flat oyster)
Lineage: Eukaryota; Metazoa; Mollusca; Bivalvia; Ostreida; Ostreidae
Product: probable histone deacetylase 1-B
Exons: 16
Coding region: 61-1629 (522 amino acids)
Molecular function (GO): histone deacetylase activity
Source: RefSeq, a predicted model, not a curated record
GGUGUCGCUAUCAUACUGUAUAUACUUCCGGUUCAUUCGCUUCCACAAGGUCUUCACAGAAUGGCAACUCAACAGCAUAAUAAGAAGAAGAUUUGUUACUAUUAUGAUGGUGACAUUGGCAAUUACUACUAUGGUCAGGGGCACCCCAUGAAACCACAUCGAAUAAGAAUGACUCACAACCUCAUUCUAAAUUAUGGACUGUAUAGAAAAAUGGAAAUAUAUAGGCCACACAAAGCCACUCAAGAAGAAAUGACGAAGUUUCACAGUGAUGACUACAUCAAAUUUUUGCGUAGUAUUCGGCCGGACAACAUGUCUGAUUACAACAAGCAGAUGCAAAGAUUCAAUGUAGGAGAGGACUGUCCUGUGUUUGAUGGGAUGUACGAAUUCUGUCAGCUCUCAACGGGGGGAUCUGUAGCUGGAGCAGUGAAACUGAACAAACAGGCUGCAGACAUUGCUGUCAACUGGGCAGGCGGCCUUCACCAUGCAAAGAAAUCUGAAGCUUCAGGGUUUUGCUACGUCAAUGACAUUGUGUUGGCCAUUCUGGAACUCCUAAAGUACCAUCAGCGUGUGUUGUAUGUAGACAUUGAUAUCCACCAUGGCGAUGGCGUGGAGGAAGCCUUUUACACCACGGACCGUGUGAUGACUGUCUCAUUUCACAAAUAUGGAGAAUAUUUCCCUGGUACUGGGGAUCUCAGGGACAUUGGAGCAGGGAAGGGUAAAUACUAUGCUGUCAACUUUCCUUUGAGAGAUGGAAUUGAUGAUGAGUCAUAUGAAUCAAUCUUCAAACCAGUUAUGACCAAAGUUAUGGAGAUGUACCAACCAAGUGCAAUAGUUCUACAGUGUGGGGCUGAUUCUCUGUCAGGGGACAGACUGGGCUGUUUCAAUCUCACACUUAAAGGACAUGGUAAGUGUGUGGAAUACAUGAAGAAGUGGAACCUGCCUCUGCUGUUACUGGGAGGGGGAGGGUACACAAUCAGAAAUGUGGCCAGAUGCUGGACCUUCGAAACCUCCAUAGCUUUGGGAGUGGAAAUUGCUAAUGAGUUGCCAUACAAUGACUAUUUUGAAUAUUAUGGACCUGACUUCAAGUUACACAUCAGUCCUUCAAACAUGGCUAAUCAAAACACUGGGGAAUACAUGGACAAGAUCAAGACACGUCUUUUUGAGAAUUUAAGAAUGCUACCUCAUGCACCUGGUGUUCAGAUGACAGCAAUUCCUGAAGAUGCUCUGAAUGAUGAAAGUGGAGAAGAGGAAGAUAAAGAAAAUCCAGAUGAAAGGAUAUCAAUUCGAGCCAGUGACAAGCGUGUGACGGGCGAGGGGGAAUACUCAGAUAGCGAGGACGAGGGAGAGAGGAAAGAUAGAGCCAACUAUAAGCCUAAGGCUAAAAGGAUGAAGACUGAGAAUGAAGAGAAGAAAGACACGGCAGAGAAAGGAGCAAAGAAAGAAGAAAAAGAAGUUAAGAAGGAAACAGAAAAUAGCAAAGAAGAAACCAAAGCCCCAGAAAAAAGUGAGGAAAAAUCAGAGACAGUAGAGAAAAAAGAGACGUCACCAGCCAGUAUAAAAGAACCAACAGCAGCUGAAACGAAAGAAUCUAGUGAUUCAAAUGGUACACCACAGAAAAUGGAGCAUUGAAUUACAGAAAAUAAUGACUAAUGACGUCAUUGGUGAAAUGAAAUUCUUGACAAAAUUUUCAUUCUUUUUACAUGGAUUUGUUGACAAAAACUUGUCAUUUGUUUUAAGUCUUGAGGACUAUUAUGCAGCUGGACCAUGUUUAGAGUCUCACCCUCAUUGCAAAUUACCUAGCAGAACAUGAAAUUCACGGAAGAUUUCACCCUUCAUACUCAAUUGCUUCAUUUCAUUGUACAGAUCACAGAAUAAUAAAUAUGGACAUUCA